AUGUAUCUCAAAGGACCCAGCCCCCAGCACCACGACGGCUCCGGCCUCCGAGUGGCCAUUGUCCACGCCCGAUGGAACGAGUCCAUCAUCGAGCCCCUCGUCGCUGGCGCCAAGGAGAAGCUCCUAGCUGCCGGCGUCAAGGAGUCCAACAUCGUCGUCCAAUCCUGCCCUGGCUCCUGGGAACUGCCCAUUGCCGUCCAGCGCCUCAUCUCCGCCUCCCAGAUCCAGUCCAACACCUCCGGCGCCCCCUCCGCGACGGACCUGCUCGCCGCGUCCACCUCCGACCUGACCUCCCUCACCAACAGCUCUUCAGGCCCAUUCGACGCCGUCAUCGCCGUCGGUGUUCUCAUCAAGGGAGAGACAAUGCACUUUGAGUACAUCGCGGAUGCCGCCGUGCACGGUCUGAUGCGGGUUCAGCUGGAUACGGGCAUUCCCGUCAUUCUUGGCAUUCUCACCGUGCUCAAUGAGGAGCAGGCAAAGGCUCGGGCUGGCAUUGACGGCAAAGGUCACAACCACGGCGAGGACUGGGGCACGGCAGCUGUCGAGAUGGGUGUAAAGAGACAGGAAUGGGGCACUGGAAAGAUCGAGGGAUAG
Molecule: messenger RNA, 594 nt
Organism: Clonostachys solani
Lineage: Eukaryota; Fungi; Ascomycota; Sordariomycetes; Hypocreales; Bionectriaceae
Source: the annotation of a GenBank genome assembly